Molecule: messenger RNA, 5594 nt
Organism: Salmo salar (Atlantic salmon)
Lineage: Eukaryota; Metazoa; Chordata; Actinopteri; Salmoniformes; Salmonidae
Gene: ntm
Product: neurotrimin
Source: RefSeq, a predicted model, not a curated record
ACGUAUAGCGACGAUGAGGGGACGGUGUAGAAUGUUGAUAGAAUAAUCACUAAAACUCGUGUAGCCUAGAUCCAAUCCCAAGAAAAUCCGCAUCUGUUGGAACGAGAAUCACGCAUUUGUCUUGUUUUUGCGCUCUUCUGCGCAUUUGGCACCGGUGGUUAAAGUUUUAUCACGUAAUCUCAAACGAAGUAUCUGAUUUGUGUUUGCUCUGCGUGCUGUCCACAACUGCGACCGUUAAUUUUCCGUGAAUGUGAAAGUACAAGCGUGUACUGUCAUCAUCAAUAAACAGCUGGACCAUUCGGAAAGGAAGAGCACAUAUUUCCAUUCUGCGAGCUACAGAACAGAAUAGAACAGCCUGCACAUAUUUCUGUUGAGUGCGCAGUAGGGAUAGCUAUACUCCUGCAUAUGCUAUGCUGCACCUGGAAAGAAGAUUUGGAUUACCAGAUGAACUGUAGGCUAUUAACUAACCCGCACUCGCUCCACCGGACAAAAUACGCAUUUGCCUUUUAAAUCAACGGACGCUUUGUGUGUCUCGACAAGCAGUGGGAUUUAUAAACCGAAGAUGGGUGUUUGUGGAUACUUUGUCGUGUCUUGGAAGUGCCUGGUGGUUCUGUCAUUCAGGCUGCUGUUUCUUGUCCCCCCAGGUUUGCCUGUCCACAGUCAAGGGGAUUCCCAAACCGAUAAUAAAGUAAUGGACAAUAUUACCGUCAGGCAAGGCGAGACCGUCUUUCUCAGGUGCCCACAGGGGGACAUCGUCACACACACGGCCUGGCUCAACCGGUCGAGUAUACUGUACGCCGGCGAGGACAAGUGGUCGGUGGAUCCCAGGGUGAGUCUUGUUACACUCAAUCAGGAGGAGUUCACCAUAAAGAUUGAGGACGUGGACAUGACCGACGAGGGCCCAUACAUCUGUGCGGUGCAGACGAGCAGGAGACCGAGGACGACGUCAGUGCACAUCCUCAUCCAAGUGCCCCCCACAAUCAUCAACCUGUCGAAGGGCAUUGUGGUCAACGAAGGCUCCAACGUCACGCUGAUGUGCCAAGCCAGUGGCAAACCAGAACCCUCGUUUACCUGGAAACUCCUCUCUCCCUCAGGUGACCUGGCAUCGGAGGACGAGUACCUGGACAUCCCCAGUAUCUCCAGACAGAGAGCGGGGACCUACGAGUGCACCGCCGUCAACGACAUCGCCACAGACGUCCAGACCGUGGAGAUCACAGUCAACUAUGCCCCCAGUGUGUCAGAGGGCAGAGACGUUGGCGUGACCCUUGGCCAGAGAGGGCUGCUGGAGUGCGAGGCAGAUGCAGUACCCGAGGCAGACUUCGAGUGGUACCGAGAUGACAGAAGGAUCUUCAAUGGUUUUGACGGCAUGGAGAUCGAAGAUGCCGGGCAGCUCUCCAAGUUGACCUUCUUCAAUGUCUCUGAGGCCGACUACGGCAACUACACUUGCAUCGCCAUUAACAAACUGGGCAGCUCCAACACAAGCUUUGUCCUGUAUGAGGUUAUUGAACCCACUAGCUCAACACUACUGCAAGAACCCGGAGCAGUGCAGGACGGGAACAGCGGCUCGAUGGGGACGCAUGUACACACCUACACCUGUCUACUUCUGGCCAUCCUUCAGUUUCUGCUCAGGUUUUGAUGCAGUAGGCUUUCUGGCUUCCGAGGGGCAAGGUUGCGUGGUUUGUGUGUUUUCUCUCACCCGGAACCACAAACGUGAUGCACAUGAGUGCAUGGGCUACCCUAUUACAUAAUGUCAAACCGCUAAAAAGUAUUAUGUAACAUACACAUUUUUCUUUGUUAAUUUUAGGAGUUUUAAGGACAUAACAGCAUUGUCGAUUUUUGGGAUUUGAUUUGUUUUCGUUUCCCCUCCCAUUAUGGUAUGAUUCUCAAAUGUUUAUUUUUGGGUGUGGUUUGUCUGUUAUUUACAUUUUAUUUAUUUCAGUUUCUACCGAGUGACAUAGUCAUCUUAGCCCCAAGAGUCUUAAGCGUAAAUCAUAGUCCAUUGACGUUAAGACGCGAUAGUCCGGCAUCCCAUUGUGACAUAGCUACGCGGCUCUGAGACCACCAUCCGUGGGGGACGCACAGCCCGAAAGCACACCUCCCAACAAUUCCCAACCAAUGCAGCUCCGGUACGCGUCCUUUAUUCAUUUGAAUGUGGUGACGGUUGGAGAAAAAGCUUGAGAAUUUGAAAAGUAUGAAUGCCAAUAUUCCAGAACACUGCUGUGCGUAUGCGUACACAUUUUGGACUAUGAUAGAUGCUUUAGCGCCAAGAUUCUUAUCCUCAAGAGUUAAGUUUAUGAGGUGAAUGAAACAAACAUCUCAAACAGGCAGUGAAGCAGACGGACUGAAAUCACUCUAGGACCUAAAAACAUGUUAUCAUGUUUUUUUGUUUGGUUAUAAUUAUUUCAAUUAUAAUUUAAACCUAUUUCUGAUUCUGACACAUUGACAAACCACAACAAUGGUUAAGAAGAAAUUGUAUUUUCUCAGCAUUGUCAAUUGUGAUAUUUUCAGUUGUUUGUGCUAUUCUAUCUAUUUUUGGGAUUUUAACACAUAUUUUGAAAGGGGUAAAUACAAUAUCAAAGCUGUAAUUGUGAUUAUUUAGGCAAAGAGCUUGUUUUUCCUCCGUUUUAGCUGGCACAAGUCUACACAAGGUGGUGUAAAGAAUUACUUAACUAGUUAUGAAUGGAAAGGAAGAAUUUCCAUUUGUGUGGACAUCUAACUUCAAGUAAUGUAAUCUCUCUCAAAUGUUAUUAAUGUCACUACAACUGGUUUUACCUUAAGGUACUUUAAGUUAUAAUGUAUUUACAUGGGUCAUUUGCACACUAGGGUCAAUUCUGAAGUAUUCCCGUCUCAACAGUGUUGGUAACAAAGAGGCUAAGGAAUAAGACUGUGUCCAAUAGCAACUCUAUGGAUCACUCUAAGGGCAAAUCCUAACUUGCACUUGAAAGGAUACUUCGGGAUUUUGGCAAUGAAACCCAUUAUCUACUUGAGAUGAACUCACGGAUACCAUUUUUAUGUAUCUGCAUCCAGUAUGAAGGAAGUUAGAGGUAGUUUCACGAUCCAACGCUAACUAGCUUAGCUCAAUGACUAGAAGUGUAUGGGAUCUACUAGCAUGCUAGCAGUUACCAUGGACUUCCAGUCCAUGCACUAACACUAGUUAGCAAUUGUGCUAACUAUAGUUAACAACUUCCUUUAAACUGCUCACAGAGAAAAUGGUAUCCACAAGUUUAUCUGACUCUGGGGAAGUAGAUAAAGGGCUUCAUUGCCAAAAUCCUGCAGUAUCCCUUUAAGUAACAUUUUCACUUUGUGAUGCAUUGAUGUCAAUGGGAGACUAAGUGGAAAUUGGACUGAAGUGGAGGUUAGGAUUUGCCCGUAAAAGAGCCCAAAGUCUUCUCAGCCAUUAGUUUCAGUAAUUUUUUUUGUUACUACAAAAUACUCUAUCAUAACCAAUAAGUAUUAAUUGUUUGGUUGUGUUGAACUGGUACAUGCAAAUGUACUGGAAUGUACAUGCAAAUGUACUGGAAUGUACAUGCAAAUGUACUGGAAUGUACAUGCAAAUGUACUUUGACUGGAAAUGCAAUUGUUUUACAUAUUGUCUCCCAAUAGAGCACAUACACAUACAGUCCAUUAAUAUAUUAUAAUUUAGUGUUGUAUACCUAGUCAAAUAAUCAGGGCUGAGUUUGGAUUGAUUUGAAAUCAGGCAUAUAUUUGUCUCCUAUAUUUGUCUCCUUGUCACCAAGGACACACUCAGGAGCUACAACAAUACUUCCUGUAACCAUUCUAUGUAACACAACAUCCACCUAAUCUGACUCUAUAGAGAAAACAUCUACUACAGACGUUUGCUCAAUGCUCAAUUUGUUUUUGUAUAACAGGAAAGCACACAAUGCUCUGUUAAAUCAAUAUGCAAGAAUUUUGCAGCUUUCUUCUGUGCAAUGCAUCAACCCUUUGGCCCAGUUUAUAAACUGCACAGCAGUUGCUCUUCCUUGUGAUCAUUUUUUAAACUUUAUUAAAAUAUCUGGACCCAUAUUCACAAAGCGUCUCAGAGUAGGAGUGCUGAUCUGGGAUAGUUUUUGUAUUUUAGAUCAUAAUGAAUACAAUGGCAUGGACAGGGGGGGUCUGAUCCGAAAUGAUUCAUUUCUGUGUUGGUUUUAACAUUACCUAUAUCAGGCAGUGCACUUGUGGAGCUCAUGAACAACAAAUCAUUUACGAUGAGAAACCCCAGUCGAGUGGUUCACUGUGGUUAAAGGGAUGAUUGUAAGGGACUGAUGUAUAAAAAAAAUCCUAAUUUAGAGGUCUUAAAGGUAGACUCAACGUUGUGAAAUCAUCAUACACAGCGGGACAAUUUAUUGCUUGCUCCCAGAAAUCAACAUCUAAUCUGCCAGGACUGUGACUAUUGGUUCUUCCUGAAGUGGGCAUGCCUCAGGGGAGGGCACAGAUUAAGAGUCAGUUUUGGCAGUUUUCUGUUGUUGAUGUCUGGAAGCAGGAGGUCACCAUGCCAUGUACGAUGAUAUCAUAUAGUGAAGUCUGCCUUCAAUAUUUUAUUCGCAAAUGGGGAGAAAGGGACACAUUUUGAUGUUAAGAAAUAUUUCACAUGUUAAUGGUUCAAACCUGUGGUGCUGCCAUCAGAAUAGGCCAUAUUACAGCAGAUAAUUGGGUGCAUUUAUCACACAUUUCAAAUGGGUUAUGUCUGUGUGAGGAUUUUAGGAAUAUCACUUUAAUGCAUGUCAUGCAUGGUGCAAAAUUCAUCAGCGUAAUGGUUUGCACCCCAAAACCAUUUUGAAAUAAAUACCACAUGAUUAAUACCCUUGUAAAAUAGGUCUUCAGACCUCCAUGGGAAAAAUAAAGGUUAAGUAAGUUUUCUACUGUGGUGAUGGCAUCACACAUUUUUACUGACAAAACGGAUCCCAAUGCCUGUUGAAAGAUAUGGAAAUCUGGGGUUAACCUCGGUCUAGUGACGGAAACUAUAUCAUUAUGUGGACUCAAUGAAUUAAAGGCCAUGCUAAGGGUAGAUUCAAUAAAAGUUUUACAUUUUCUUUUUGUUGCAGUUGUUUCAAAACAUAUGUACAGAAAGCAACAGCUGGGGCUUCUGAGAAGUCCACGGUAUAACCAUCACAGAAACCUAUUUCCAACUAUUAUUUUUGACUGAGCUUAUAUUGCACCUACCCUUUAGUAUAGUGCUCUUUGUGACGUGACGUGACAUUUGUUGAGUAUACAUUGCAGUUUGGAAUAAUUCGUUUUGGAAUAGGGACUUUGGAAAUAGCAGUGACAAAGUUGUAGACAUUGGCGGCAUACGGAUGUGCUUGUCUCAGUUAUAAAAGGACAUUUCUGUGUUGGUGCAUGACCAAAUCUCAUUAUCAAAUGAAUUUGAAUUUCUGAUGACACACACAUUCCCUCUACUCCAACACAGUACAGUCAAGUCAUUCACACGGCAUAGGUCACAGUGAUCCCUUAAUUCUGGUUGAUUCCAAAGUGAAGACAAUAUGACAUUCUAUUUGACUCCCUGUAAUGUAAGAUUGUUGAUUCAUAUGUAUUUUCUUUAUGAAGAUUGUGUGUUCAUAUUUAAGACUGACAAUAAUAAAAAAAAGUAUUGUAAAUGC